Epithele typhae is the source of this 867-nucleotide messenger RNA. RefSeq lists its product as uncharacterized. Bases 1 to 867 code for a protein of 288 amino acids. The record is from RefSeq and is a predicted model, not a curated record. Lineage: Eukaryota; Fungi; Basidiomycota; Agaricomycetes; Polyporales; Epitheliaceae. The transcript is spliced from 4 exons.
AUGGCGCUCCUGCAGCCACCGGAGAGGCCCUUAUCGGAUCGGCGGAAGGAAGACGCUUCGACACCGAGGGUUCCCACUCCUGCCCACCUACUUCCGUCGAACCCCAAGACGCCUUGUCGCCUCAGACAACGCCGACAACGCCCGCCCUUCCCGCACAUCAGCAGCUACCUACGGCAAGACAGCACCGAAAACUGUCGACUCCCCUUAGAGCAGCUAUCAGCCUGGAUCAACUCUCUCAUCGGAUCCCCGCCGCGGAUGCAGAAGAUGCACGUCCCCUUCUACAGGAGAUCAGCCCUUCGCGGCUUCAGCAUAUGGAUCAAGAGCGCGCUCUCGAUGAGCCCGCACGUCGUCGUCGCGCCUACGUUGCAAUACGUCCCCAAACCUUCGACCCGCACCCACAAAAAUUUCGCCACCUCAAUGCCGUGGUCCAUGGCCUUCGAUGAGAUGAACCACAUGAAGAAGAAGCCGAAGAACCCCUCCAAGACGCUACGCAAGAAGCGGAACGCUGGCGAGGCUGUCGUGGUCGCAACUCCGUCAGAGGAACAGUCCUUUCUGCUCCUCGAUUGCGGCGGCGCGGCCCCACUUAACAACGAGCAGCACGGAGGCAAAGUCGAACAUCAGUGCCCACUCUGUCCGCGGAAGUUCACCUUCGCGCACAGCCUUGCUCUGCAUAUGAAAUGGCAUUGGGGGGCGAGUAAGCUUGAGUGGCGGCGAGAGUCCCUAGGCAAGACGCACCGGCCCCUAAAGAGGCGCAACAUCCGACCCAAAAGGACGAAGACAUCAUCGUACUGGACACUGAGGAGGUGUCGCCUCACAACUCUUUCCAGCUGGACUUCUCGUUCUGGGAUCUACGCAACGAGCCUCUAG